Molecule: messenger RNA, 2097 nt
Organism: Aspergillus vadensis CBS 113365
Lineage: Eukaryota; Fungi; Ascomycota; Eurotiomycetes; Eurotiales; Aspergillaceae
Product: ANP1/MMN9/VAN1 family protein
Exons: 4
Coding region: 256-1746 (496 amino acids)
Biological process (GO): protein N-linked glycosylation; cell wall mannoprotein biosynthetic process
Cellular component (GO): mannan polymerase complex
Molecular function (GO): alpha-1,6-mannosyltransferase activity
Source: RefSeq, a predicted model, not a curated record
GUCAGACUUCGUUGUUCAAUUCUCACGCUCGUUCGGUCCCUUGACUCCUUUUCGGUACCUUUUUAUUAAUCUCCUGGAUCUGCGAUCCGCUAACAUUCUUCGUCGCCCGUGCCCACGUCGGUGUUGUUUUCUUACUCCCCCCGUAAGCGCAUUCCAGGGAUUCUUGAAGCUGGUGGUCAUCGCUCCGGGAUCUAGGAGCCCCGGAGGUUCUUUGCUUCAGGACCUGUUCCCUAGCUACAUGCAAUUGUAGGAGAGAUGAACCGGCAUCACGCCUUCUCGAAUGGCUAUGCUGCCUAUCCUCGCGGCAAAGCCAGCCACAACACCUUUUCUAUCUCUCCCCACCGCUUUCAACCGCGCCCCCAACCGGCUUUGCGACGUCGAAGACAGCUCCUCCAACGACUGUGCCUUAUUGCCGCCAUCUCAACGCUGCUUUUGAUCCUCAUUUUCCCUUCAUUUCGAGCGUUAUUCCUCCCCGCUGUCUCGCUUGGCCUUGUUUCCUCCGCGGAAGAUCUACAAUUAGAAACAGUCCGAUACUAUGACUUGUCUAAGAUGCAGGGCAGUGGAAGUGGUUGGGAGCAUGGAGAACGGGUACUCAUGUGCACGCCCUUGAGGGAUGCCGCGUCUCACCUGCCAAUGUUCUUUUCGCAUCUUCGCAACCUUACAUACCCUCAUAACCUGAUUGAUUUGGCAUUUUUGGUUUCGGAUUCCGAAGACGAUACGAUGGAAAUGCUGUCAUCGAUGCUCGAUGAUCUGCAGAACGACGCCGAUCCGAAGAUGUCGUUCGGAGAGAUCUCGGUCAUCCAGAAGGAUUUUGGUCAACAGGUUCAACAAGAUGUGGAGAGUAGACACGGUUUUGCCGCCCAGGCAAGUCGCAGAAAGUUGAUGGCUCAGGCACGAAACUGGCUGCUUAGCGCGACUCUGCGUCCGACGCACAGCUGGGUCUACUGGAGAGAUGCAGACGUCUUGACGGCUCCUACUACGAUUUUGGAGGACCUUAUGAGACAUGACAAGGAUGUUAUCGUUCCGAAUGUUUGGCGUCCCCUGCCGGAUUGGCUAGGUGGGGAACAACCGUACGAUUUGAACUCCUGGCAGGAAUCCGAAACCGCGCUGGCCCUUGCCGAAACUCUGGACGAGGAUGCAGUCAUUGUGGAGGGUUAUGCCGAGUAUGCAACGUGGAGACCUCACCUCGCGUAUCUGCGUGACCCGUACGGGGAUCCUGAUAUGGAGAUGGAGCUUGAUGGUGUGGGAGGUGUCAGUAUUCUGGCAAAGGCCCGUGUCUUCCGGGCCGGUGUCCAUUUCCCUGCCUUCAGUUUCGAGAAGCAUGCCGAGACUGAAGGUUUCGGAAAGAUGGCGAGACGGAUGGGCUUUUCGGUCAUUGGCCUUCCGCACUACACGAUUUGGCAUCUUUAUGAGCCGAGUGUGGAUGACCUCCAACAUAUGGAGGAAAUGGAGCAGGAGCGACUGGAACGUGAGAGAGAAGAACAAGAACAGGCUGAGCGUGCUGAGCGGGUUCAAACGCUGUUCAAGGACGCCAAGUCGCAGUGGGAGGACGAUACUGCGAAUAUACAAGAAGCUAUCGACAAGGAAGGGAAGAGCCAGGCGAGUGACUACUCGUCAGCAUCAGAUGCUGAUAGCACAAAAGGCAGCGAAGAAGGUCCCGUGGCCCAGCCCGCUGCGAAAGAGCAGGGAAGUGCUGCGAUCACACAGGAAGAGUCUACAAAAGAAAGAAAACAGGCGAAGCAAUAGAGCAGUGAUGCUUGGAGCUUCGAGGUCCAGUGAUAGUCGAAACGAGCCACAAGAAUUGGGUCAGGGAGUUUCCUCGAACAACGGCGCUGGAAACCUCACUAUAGACUGACCAUACAGCGCUGUGCUGGCCACAGGGCGACUUUCUUUGACUGGAACUACUGUUUCUGGAUGGGCUCCUGUACUGUGUAAAUGGUGUUGGGGACUAUAUUUGACAUGGCUUUCCUUUGCUUCUACUUGAUUGUCUGAUCACACAAGAAACACAUAAUCUUGUUGAUCUCUGUUAUGGCUGAGAUGAUAGCUUUUAAUUAUGUACAGCAUAGACCAAUGAUUUCUUAUAUUACAUGAAAUAAU